GCCCUUUCAGCGACAGGCAGAAGUGUGUGGAUGUGCCGAACCAAACCUGAAACAUUUGUCUCUUCAACCUGUCAUCCUUCUCUGGGUCAGCCAGUGACUGAGACAUUCUGACAGGACACCCCCAGGAUGCCACCCAAGAAAGUGGAAAUCCAAGUGGAGGAAAAUGAAGAUGAUACUGAGGAAAGUUCGAGUGAAGAGGAAGAGGAGGAGGACGAUGGUAAACUGCCUCGAAGAGAAACCAUGAGACCACAGAGGAAACGGACCAGAGAUGUUAUCAGUGAGGAUGAUCCGCCACCUGAACCAGAGGAUGAAGAAACAAAGAAGGCCAGAGAAAAAGAGAGGAAGAAAAAGCUGAUGAGAGGAGCGGAAGACGAUGAUAUCGAUGAAGCAGAAUUGGAAAGACUGAAGGCAGAGUUAGAUGAGCAAAGACUAAUGAUUGCUACUGUCAAAUGCAAACCAUGGAAAAUGGAGAAGAAAUUUGAAGUUCUCAUGGAAGCAAAAAAAUUUGUGAAUGAAAAUGAAGGAGCUCUUGGGAAAGGAAAAGGAAAACGGUGGUUUGCAUUUAAGAUGAUGAUGGGCAAGAAAUGGGCAAAAUUUCUCCGUGAUUUUGAGAUCUUCAAAGCUGCUUGUAUCCCAUGGGAAAAUAAGAUCAAGGCAAUUGAAAGUCAGUUUGGUUCAUCAGUGGCCUCAUACUUCACCUUCAUGAGAUGGAUGUAUGGAGUAAAUAUGGUUAUGUUCGUCCUGACAUUUAGCCUCAUCAUGUUGCCAGAGUACCUCUGGGGUUUGCCAUAUGGCAGCAUACCUAGAAAAACAGUUCCCAGACCUGAAGAGGACUCUGCCGCGAACUUUGGCGUGUUGUUCGACUUUAACGGUUUAGCACAAUACUCCGUCCUCUUCUAUGGCUAUUAUGACAAUCGAAGAACUGUUGGAGCGCUGAAUUUCAGAUUGCCGCUCUCCUAUUUCCUAGUGGGGAUCGCGUGCAUUGGAUACAGCUUUCUGGUUGUCCUUAAAGCGAUGACCCAAAAUAUUGGUGAUGAUGGUGGUGAUGAUAACACUUUCAACUUCAGCUGGCAGGUGUUCACCAGCUGGGACUACCUGAUUGGCAACCCUGAAACAGCAGACAAUAAAUUCAAUUCUGUCACAAUGAACAUUAAGGAAGCUAUAAUGGAAGAAAGAGCGGGCGAAAUAGAAGAAAAUGUCCACUUGAUCAGAUUCCUGAGGUUUCUUGCUAACUUCUUCGUGUUUCUGACACUUGCUGCGAGUGGAUACCUCAUCUUUUGGGCUGUGAAGCGAUCCCAGGAAUUCGCACAGCAAGACCCUGACACCCUUGGGUGGUGGGAAAAAAAUGAAAUGAACACAGUCAUGUCCCUCCUGGGGAUGUUCUGUCCAACAUUGUUUGAAUUAUUUGCUGAAUUGGAAGACUACCAUCCCCUCAUUGCUCUGAAAUGGCUACUGGGACGCAUUUUUGCUCUUCUUUUGGGCAACUUGUAUGUAUUUAUUCUUGCCUUGAUGGAUGAGAUUUACAACAAGAUUGAAGAGGAGAAGCUAGUAAAGGCUAAUAUUACCCUUUGGGAAGCCAACAUGAUCAAGGCCUAUAAUUCAUCAGUCACUGGAAAUGGCACUGCAGCUCCCUUUUUUGUGCCUCCUGCAGAUGUACCCCGAGGACCCUGCUGGGAAACAAUGGUGGGACAGGAAUUUGUGCGGCUGACUGUUAAUGAUGUUUUGACCACCUAUGCCACAAUCCUCAUUGGGGAUUUUCUCAGAGCAUGUUUUGUAAGAUUUUGCAAUUACUGCUGGUGCUGGGAUUUGGAAUAUGGAUAUCCUUCCUACACUGAAUUUGACAUCAGCGGCAACGUCCUCGCUCUGAUCUUCAACCAAGGAAUGAUCUGGAUGGGCUCUUUCUUUGCUCCCAGCCUCCCAGGCAUCAAUAUCCUUCGGCUCUACACAUCCAUGUACUUCCAGGGCUGGGCCGUAACAUGUUGUAAUGUUCCUGAGGCCAGAGUCUUCAAAUCUUCCCGAGGGAAUACCUUCUACCUGGGCAUGCUCUUACUCAUCCUCUUCCUGUCCACCAUGCCUGUCCUGUACAUGAUCGUAUGCCUCCCGCCAUCUUUCGAUUGUGGCCCUUUCAGUGGCAAAAAUAGGAUGUUCGAAGUCAUUGGAGAAACUCUGGAUAAUGAUUUCCCAAGCUGGAUGGCAAUGAUCUUGAGACAGCUUUCUAACCCUGCACUGAUGCUUGCCGUGGCUUUGGUUAUGGUGUUGACCAUCUAUUAUCUUAAUGCUUCUGUAAGUGGCCAGAAGGCAGCAAACCAGGAACUAAAAAAGAAGAUGAAACAGCAAGCUUUGGAGAACAAAUUGCGAAACAAGAAAAUGGCAGCUGCACGAGCAGCUGCAGCUGCUGGUGGCCAGUAACGUUCAUAGAUGUGCUGGGGGCUCAGAAGUAUUCCUCACCUUGCUGCUUAAAAACAAUGACAUAUGUGAAGGCCCAGAGAACACGCAUUAUGCUAUUCCCCUGUUCUAUCCCUGAUGGAUUAUCAAGGUCAUACUGGUCAAUAAGGCAUCACCAGUUCGAAAUGGAAGAUCUCCACCUUUUUCAAAUUAAGGAUUUGGUCGCACUGUUAUUGUCUCCCCUGACUCGUUUUCUUGACAUUUUUCUCUUAACAAAUUGAGUUUAAAAGAGGAUGUAAUUCAGCAAUAUGGGUUUACUUAAUGGGUUCAUUUUAAAACCUUUGGCUCCUUACGGAGUUUCAUUUUAUAUGUUUCUUCUGCCUUCAUUUUCUUGGCCUGGGAGCGGUACUGCUUUGCACUCUUUUUUCAAGUUUAGACAUAGCUUCAUAAUUAUUCAUUAUAAGCAUUUAUUAACUCACUUUUUGAAACCAACACCCUGUUUUCUCUCUUUUUUUUUUUCUACCUGUCUCUCCAUCCACGACCUCCACAAAUACGCACCCAAGAUCUUUCUAUUUGCUGCUGGAUUUAGUAUGAAAUAAAAUGUUGUUUUCUGCAGAAAUAUCCUAAGUGAAUUAGGGGCCUGAUUAGCACAGGGUUGAAUGUCUCUGACCUUGAGGAGGUACAUGGGUCUUAGACAGCUCAACUCUUUAUGAUUUUUCUGUUUUUUUAAAUGACAUCAUAAGUGAUUGCUAUUUCAUCACAGUUUGAUCAUCUGACCCCCAUUGAUCACAUCUCCUGAGCUUAGAUUCCCAUAGUCUAUAUUUUUUUCUUUGCUGCUUGUUAAGGUUAGGAAAACACACACUUUUUUUGGGGGAGGGGGGCACUUCAGUUUAUAGAUGUGUUUAAGCAUUAUUAUUUAUUUAAAGUUUAAAUUGACUUUGAAUGGUAACAGUUAAUGCCCUUAGCCAGCCUUGCUGUGUGACGUCAAUUACAUCUCCUAACUCAUAGUGUCCUUUUCCAGAGGUAAGCCAAUUUGCCUGCCAUUCCCUGUAAAUGACUUGCUGAUUUUUAUUCCCCUGUCUUUGAGUUUCUUCUUUUCAAUAUCCAAAUGGCUAUAGAAUGAUCACUCUGUUCCUAUGCCAAUCCAUGUGCUAUUCACUUCCAUCAUACCAAAUUCAAGACUUACUGCCUGUGGUCAAAUUUUCCAGAUUAGCUUUCAUUCCCACUUGUAUCAUUUCUUUGAUAGACUUUAUUAGAGUUUAUUAUUUUAUUGAUUUUCCUGUGAUUUGUAAUGGUUCUUUAUUGUUUCUUAUAUGUAUUGAUUAUCUUUCCUAUCCAGAUUAUAAGCUUCCUAUGAGCAGGGAUUAUAACUUUAAUUCUCUCAUAUGCCUAGUAUAGUGCUGAGCAUAGGUAGGCGCUGAAUAAAUGCUUGUUAAUUAAAUUGAAUCAAUUUAACUUAUAGCAGUUGCACUGUGAAACAAAAGCUUCUGUUAUCUGCGUGAACAUAUUAUUAUGAUGUAAGAAAUGGAAUUAUCUGUUGAUAUGCUGACUUUAUUGUCUCAUUAGAUUAUAAUGAACAUGAGUAAAUAAAGCUAGUGCUUAUUUCUGCUUG
Hipposideros armiger (great roundleaf bat) is the source of this 3997-nucleotide messenger RNA. It is a transcript of the gene TMC1, whose product is annotated as transmembrane channel like 1. Gene Ontology annotation, cellular component: plasma membrane. Bases 127 to 2409 code for a protein of 760 amino acids. Gene Ontology annotation, molecular function: voltage-gated calcium channel activity; mechanosensitive monoatomic ion channel activity. The transcript is spliced from 20 exons. Lineage: Eukaryota; Metazoa; Chordata; Mammalia; Chiroptera; Hipposideridae. The record is from RefSeq and is a predicted model, not a curated record. Gene Ontology annotation, biological process: vestibular reflex; detection of mechanical stimulus involved in sensory perception of sound.